Molecule: messenger RNA, 7220 nt
Organism: Rhineura floridana
Lineage: Eukaryota; Metazoa; Chordata; Lepidosauria; Squamata; Rhineuridae
Product: disintegrin and metalloproteinase domain-containing protein 9-like
Exons: 25
Coding region: 1080-3584 (834 amino acids)
Biological process (GO): proteolysis
Cellular component (GO): plasma membrane
Molecular function (GO): metalloendopeptidase activity
Source: RefSeq, a predicted model, not a curated record
GUGCCAGGGAUUGAACUCGAGACCUUUUGCAUGCAAAACAGACACUCCACCACUAAGCCACAGCCAUUAAGGGAACGUCAAGACUCUGCGGUGUUUGUUGAAUGUUCAUGAAGCAGGAGCAGGGAGCUGGAAGAGGAACCAGCCUCCACCAAGCCACACAAGGGCAUUUCUUCAACCCCUCUCUCCUCGGCUACCUCUAACAUAUUCUCAAAAGCUCCCCUGGCUGCUUCUAGAGAAAUGGAGGCUCCUGGUCCUGUGGCGCCCCACCCACUCCCAUCACCUCCCUUUCCCACCCUGAUCCAGGGCACCUUCCUUACCCGUUCUGUGGGGGUCCCGAAAGGUCCCAGGCGCUGAGUUCCUCCUCCAAGACGAGACGCAAGACACUCGCCAGGUCAGUCUGACACUCCCAGGAGCAGGCGGCUAAGAUCCGGGAACUGCCAGCAGCUAGGGCUCCAGCAGCAAUGGGAAUGUCUCCAUUUUCAGCUACUGCUGUCAGGCUGCUAUUGCUCGCCAUCGCAAGUAAGAGGCCGGACCCUUGGCGUCAAGUGGCCGCUGAUAGGGACACUAUACAGCCAACUAGCGAGGGCGUUCUUGAUGGAGGAACUUAGCGUCGAGGGGACGCGUAUCUCGCCGGACGCUAUUCCCAAAAGGAACUUCCGCCCUUCUUCAGUUUCAACCAUAGACUUUACAAAAAGUCGUUCUAUUGCCUUAGUGAAGAAAGAGAUGUGCUUGACCAUAGAGAGAAUGACAAAUCUUGGUCCGCAGCCUGGAUUUCCUGGUUCCUUUGAUGCCUCUUGGGAGGUUUGAGAGCUGAAACGGUGACAGCAGCUCAUAAGAGACCACGAGGAAAGGCAGGACAUUAUGGUUGCAGUGAUUUGGCAGCGGCGUGUGCCCCCCAACCUACCCCCAUAGAAGGAGCAAAGACAGAAAUUAAUGCUCUUUCAAGUUCAGGUCUUCUUGUGUGGGGAAAAUGGUCGACAGGCUGCUUUUCUCCAGUUACACUGUGUAUGUGAUUAGAUGAAAUUGCCGUGGCAUUCCAAAUUGGAACACCUUUGCCCCUGAAGCUGGAGGAAGAGAUCAUGUUAGAAUGUUGUCUGUGUUAUUUAUUCAUCCUGGGACUAGCCAGCAUUGGAAAACCAAUGCUAACAAUAGGUGGGUAUGCCCAUCAGAUCUCUAGGGAUUCCAUAUAUGAGAUUAUAAUUCCUCAAAGACUGACAGACAGGGAGAAGCGCUGGACACAUUUUCAUGAGGAGCAUUUAGAUAAUCAGCUGUCUUAUUUGAUUCAAACUGGAAAUGGAACACACAUUCUGAAAUUAAAGAAAAAUAAAAAUCUUAUUGGUGAAAAUUUCAUAAUAUAUACCUACAGAAAAGAUGGCAAAUUGGAGACUGCUCCAUUUGAACCUAAGACCCACUGUUAUUACCAUGGAGUUGCUGAAGGGGUUGAAGACUCUUUGCUUGCUCUCAGCACGUGUGAUGGUCUUAGGGGAAUACUCCACAUAGGUGACAAACAAUAUGGCAUGGAACCAGUAAAUGGAUCAGAUCAAUUUGAGCACUUCUUCUAUGCAUUAGAAAAUUCUCUCCACGAGCCUUUUUUAUGUGGUGUGCCAAAUGAUGACCUGUACCAUGAGCAGAACGCAGAGACUUUUUUGAAAUACACGAAUAAAUCACACAGUCCCUUCAGUAAGGACAAAAUUAUAAGGAAAAGACGAGCUGUGCUGCCAGAUAAAAGAUACGUCGAAUUGUUUAUGGUUGUUGAUAAAAACAGGUACUUGCUGAAAAAAUCUGAUGUUGAUGCAGUACAAAAGGAAACCGUUGAACUGGCUAAUUAUGUGGAUGGGAUGUUCAGUUCCUUAAACAUACAAGUUGUUCUGGUUGGGCUAGAAAUAUGGACUAAUGAAAACCCCAUAGAAGUGGACACUGGUUCUGCUGGAGAUGUGCUGGGCAGAUUUGUGGCCUGGAGAGAGAAAAAUCUCAUGAAGAGAUCGAGAAAUGAUGUUAGCCACCUUAUCAUAGGGAGAAAUGCAUAUGGUGCAACAGUUGGGAUGGCUUUUGUUGGGACAGUCUGUAGUCGGGAUCUUGGAGGGUCAAUCAGCACAUUUAAUCGCAAUGCUGUGAUAGCUCAAGCUUCAAUUGUUGCUCAUGAGCUAGGACAUAAUCUUGGUAUGAAUCAUGAUGACGGAAGAUGUCCAAAUUACUACAUUAUGCACAGUUCAGAGAACGGGUCCAAGAACUUCAGCAGCUGCAGUACUGAUGAUUUUGAACAUCUCAUCUUGGGAGGCAGAGGAACCUGUCUUAGAAAUGCUCCCAAACCAAGUGAUAUUUACACAGAGCCCAUCUGUGGCAACAACAUUGUGGAUAAGAAUGAAGAAUGUGAUUGUGGCACCCUAGAAGUGGAGCUAAUUACCCACCUGAUAUCAUCUUCGACAUGCGCAGAGAAGACCGAUUUCACGGAGUGUGCCAACCCUUGCUGUGAUGCUACUACCUGCAAACUAAAAGCUGGAUCAGAGUGUGCUGAAGGAUUGUGCUGUGAAAAGUGCCAGUUCAAAGUUGCAGGAGUGCAGUGCAGGCCCAAAAUGAAUGCCUGUGACCUACCUGAAUAUUGUAAUGGAACAUACUCUGACUGCCCAGAUGAUGUGUAUAUCAUGGAUGGCUACCCAUGUAACAAUAUGAAAGACUAUUGCUAUGGUGGAGUUUGUCAGAAUUACAAUUCUCAGUGUGAAUCCCUCUUUGGAAAAGGAGCAAAAAAAGGGCCAAAUAUUUGUUUUGAAAAAGCCAAUAGUAAUGGAGACAGGUUUGGCAACUGUGGGACUUCAGGAGGAAGAUUUGUUAAAUGUACUCAAGCCAAUAGUCUGUGUGGCAAGCUCCACUGUACAUCUGUCAGUCAACAGAAUCUUCCAUCCCAGUUAUACAUCCAGAAUGAAGGUGGCAUUUCAUGUGUGACUACUGAGUUUGGUCUAGGAUCAGAUGUUCCUGAUCCAGCUCUGGUUCACAAAGGCACAGCUUGUGCAGAAGGGAAAGCCUGUGUUGAUUUCAGGUGUGUGAAUGCAAGCCUCCUUGGUUACAACUGUGAUGUAGAGAAAAAAUGUAAUGGCCAUGCAGUGUGUAACAAUAAAGGCAAUUGCCAUUGUGAUCCUGCAUGGGCACCUCCUUUUUGUGACAAAUCUGGUUAUGGUGGCAGCAUAGACAGUGGACCAACACGUAUAGAUACAUCCCUUCGUGAUGGCCUGCUUGUGUUUUUUCUGCUUGUGUUGCCUGUGCUAAUUAUAAUAGCGGUUGCAGUUGUCAAGAGGCAUGCAAUUAAAAGACGUCUCUUCAGAGAACAUAGAAGACGCCGCAGGGCUAAAAAUGCACGGGAAGCAAGACAAAAUAACACUCCAGGUGGAGCAAAGCAGCCUGACACAGUAAAUCAAAGGCGGCCUGCAACAUCAAAUUCUGGAAUCUUUACGAUAUCGCACUUUCCUGCACCAAGGCCACCAAUACAAACCAACCUUGGGCCACCUCCACCAAGACCUCCUUUACGACCACCAAUCCCACCAAGACCUGUUUUCUCAACUGCAUCCUUGAGGAAUUCUCAAGGGAUUUAGAAGGACACCUUGAGCAUACUAGGAAGAAAUGUGCCAGUGCUAAACCUGUUACAUAUUUUUGAAAGUAUUAUUUUUAUUACUAUACAAGUGAAGACCUCAUUUUCAUUGCUAUAAGGCUGAUAAAACAAUAACUAAAGAAUAAGGGGGAUAUUUUUUCUAAAUCAGUAGAUAGGUUAAGACUGCCUUAAUUAUUAGACCACAGAAUGCUGUUUAUUAGUCCUGUUAGCCAUGUCAGAUAUAUAUACAUCCAACACAGGGCCAAACAGCAUAUAACGCUAAAUGCAUAAUUAGAAAUCAUGUCAGGUUAUCAAAAUUUAAUACCAUUUUUAAUUUAAUAGAAGGCACGGGAUGAUUUGCAUUGGAAUCGUAGCACAUUAAAAGGGGUGAUCCUGAUUAAAAUAACACCCACCCAAGACAUAGAUAUUAAUGUUGUAGGAAAAAAGGUCCCAUUGGUGUCAAUGGGAACUUUCACCCUAAUAGCAGGGAGGGGCUAUUUUCAUCAGGAUCAUAGUGGAGGAAUGAAGGGUUAAACCUCCCCUAUGCUGCAAUGUUGCUGAAAAUCACUCCUCCACAUGCACAUACAUACAUCUACAUACAUAUAUCUGAUUUCUAAUGAUGCAUUUAGCAUUACGUAUAGUUUGUUCCACAGCCUGCUGUGAAUUGUUCCUUAACAUUCAGCUGCUGCUCUAAAUAUAAACAAAAAAUGUGAAUUAAAUAUAAAUGAAGGAGGAGAAAGGCCUACUUUUAAAAGGCAGUGGUUAUAUUAACACUUUUCCAAUGUGCUAAUAUAGCAGUUUCUUACAUUGCUCCAAUUCAGUAAGGGGUGGUCAACCCAAGGAAGCAGCCACCUGUGGAUUGAUGGUUCUUUUGAACUGGGAGCAUACAAACAAAAGGGAACUGCAUGUAAGUGGAGCCUACAAUGAAAAAUCUUGGGAGUGGGGUAUUUUUAUACAUCCUGUGUGCAUCACUCACAUGGUUGGCAAUGUCAAUAUCAAUCUGGCUGAGGAAAGGGACUGAUUCCAACCCAGUUUGUUCUUCAGCAAGUAAUUGGUAUUCAAGCUCACAGUUAAGUUCCAAAAUAAAUGGGUUUUUAAAUAUGCCUUUUUACCCUGACAUAGGCAACACACUUAUAGAUGGAGGAUCCGGCCUUCCAUUUCUGUAUUGUAAACCGGGGGGGGGGGUGGACUACACAUGGUCCUUAUUUACUUUUACUAUAUAGGAGUUCAGAUCUUGGUUACAAUAUUGUACUAUGUGACAGCCAAAAUCAUACCUAUUUACAGCCUUUCCAUAAUGUUUUAUUUUGGCAGUGAAGGAAUGUACAAUUUGACUACUGUGAAUGUGUUAUCUUUAGAAUCAAUAAAUUAUUUAUAAGGGUAUUUAUUUGAAUAAAGGACUUCACUGCUUUCACUCUACUAGGACAAGCCUACAUAUAUUUGCUCAGAAGUCCGCUAUAUUCAGUGGGCUUAUUCCCAGGCAAGUAUAUAUAGGAUUGCAGCCUUUGUUGCAUUUGACAAAAUAUAACAUUUCAGCAUGCAACCUUAUAACAUUGAAGGAUCAUAAGGCCUGGACUAUUCAGAGGAUUCGAUAUUCAUUAAACUUUAAAAAUUGCUAUAUUUGUAGCACUCUUCAAGGCAAGUUUGGCAAAAAAUUGAUUGACUUUGAUUAACUUUGUUUUGCAUCCUCACUAUAUUACGUCCUCUUUAAAUGAAAUACCAGAAUCAUGUCUAGUUAUAACUGGUGCUUGGAUAAAUGUUUAUGAAUGAGAUAUGUUUUGUAAAUUCACAAAUGAAAAAAUGUUUGUUCCAUUUUAUUUUAAGAAAUUUUAGAAACUGCUUAAUGAAGAAUUCUAGGUAGUGUACAUAAAACAAUAAAAUAUCAAUUAUAUACACAUAAAAUCAGCAGAAUUUAAAAACAAGUAAUAUAUAACUAAAUUAUAUUUCCAGAUAGGCUUGCUAAAAUAGCAGGCAUCUAAAAUAGUAAGAUACCUGCUAAAUGCUAAUAGGCAGGGAGUUCCAAAAAAUAGGUACUGCUACACUUAAAAAAUGACUCAGAGAGAUAUACAGAUCUUCCCACAUAUGUUUUAGAAUGUGUGCAUUUUACCUAAGCACUUUAGUCUAUAAUCCAGGCUUGCAUAACAUGUGACCCACCAGCUAUGGGAUGUAGCCUACUACCUGAUGCUUAACACAGCACCCCCACCCCGUGUUGGUUAGUCUCAGGAAGACAGCAAAUAAAGGAGAUUUAUCAAGCCUCUGGUUGGCCAUCACAGAUAGCUGGUGGGCUUUGCUGAGUCACAAUUUGCAUUGGCCUGCUCUAUGCCAGAAUCUUCAGAUGCUUUCAGAUGGGUACUUUGUAUCACAAGCGGAUCAUUCAGAUCCAUUUUUUUCUGUGUGCACGUUAAGCUUCCACAUGUUCUGCUCUUCCAGUUGUGAAUAUUUGUUGCUACUCCACCACUUGCAGAAAUGUGCCUGGGCUGUUUUGUUUUUGUAGAGCCUUGCUAUGGGCGGUAUAAAAAUUGAAUUAAAUAAAUAAAUAAAUAAAUCACUCCUCCUGGCUUCCCUUGCCUUUUUCUGUUCUUGGCAUGGUGCACACAGAGAUACUUGCACCCAUUUUUUUUUAAAAAAAAGUUACCUACCACAAGUGUGCAAUUGCAAACAUUACUAGUCCUUAGUGAUCAUGUUUCACAUUAGGCUAAAAGGAGGGUUUUGCAGCAGGGGGAAGCAUAUCUAUUUCCAUUUGGGUUUUAAAAAGCAAAAUUAAUAUUGAGGACUUGAGUAAGAGAGUGAUAUUUAGCUAUAGCAAUCUGUUGUUUGGUUUGACAGGGUCGGGUGGGAGGCAAUAUCCAAAAACCUUAGCACAAUUCCACAUUCCUUCACCCACCCCAAAAACAUAGGAAGAAUGAAAUACCAAAUUUAUGUUAAAGGUCUUCCAGAAGCCCAUCAUUAUUAGUAGUAUGUACUGUAUGUAUGUACUGUAAUUACAGUCUCUGAGGUAAUCUCCCACAUUUACUGUGUGGAGCACUUGAAAGAACAGCUCCCCCAAUCUGGGCUGCUGAAAUUUGGGUGCAGCAACCAGUGAAAAUAGGUGUCUUAAAUUUGGAAUUGGGGUUACCAGAAACAAAGUAGUUAGGUGAGAAGCAAACAGGAGCAUGAGUGUGGCAUUAGAGACCACCCACUAUACGUGACAAAUUGACCACUUUCCCCCCUCCCCAUACUCUAAUAAGCUUUCGUAUCAGCAGUGACUGAUUGCAAGUUAUUUUUUUCCUUUCAGAUUUUCCAUGGUAGGGAGAAAUUCAGAUUAAAUGUUUAAAAGUUUGGGUAUUUUGAUGACAAUGACAUCAUACAUGCAUGAGUAGUACCAAUUCCACAAAACAAUUUCCAUCAAAGCGCCCUACACAAAGAUAUCUUCAAAGUUUUGGCAAAAUUUUAAUGUUCACUUUAGUUUUGUGUUCAGAAAGAAAAGGUAGUAGUAUGGUGUUGCACAUAAAGGACAUUUUUUAAACAGGAACACACAAUUUUAAUGUUUAUAUAGUCUGGGAAAUUCCACAUCCACAGUUUAGCUCACUUUUCUGAGACUAAAGGAACAAAGGAAUCUGAAACUCCAACAGAAAUCAAACUUCCUUUUUGUACCACUAAAUUU